GAGCAGGCCACCGUUGAAAGACCCCAGGGACCUGGAGAAUGGACUUUUUCAAGGUUGCUGGAGCAGCAGUGUACAAGAAGUCAGGACACACCUUUUUUCCCAUCUCUGGAAUAAGGUUCCCCCCUGUCAGUCAGUAGAGUGCCAUGGUGUGAUUGGCAUCGUUUUUUCCUUUUUCAGUGGUAUAUAAUAAUGGUGCCUUAGGCUUCAUGAGUAGUGUCACAGGUUGGGUUCUCCAGGAAGCAGAAACUGAGCUGGGGCUCAGAGUGCAAAGGCUUAUUAUGAAAGGAAAAGAGGAGACACUGGAUUGGGCAGGUGGAGCCAUUGGCCUGCAGUGGAGACCUGACAAAGCUCUGCCAGCCGGAGAGAGCCCAUUGCAGAAGUCCCACGUUGGACAUAAAUGCCUUUGCUCAGUCCUUGACGGGGGCUACCCCGAGAAAAGCAUGACCUUGGCUGGAAAGCUGAAAUGAAAUGGACCCUGAGGGGACAACGACUGGAGCUGCUGGCCAACCAUAUCCCUCCUUCAUAACCACAGUGGAGGAGGAUCUGAGCAGCACAUCUUGUCUGUCACAUACAGUAAAUAAUUUUUAGUCAGUCAGGCUUAAUGCCACCAAAAUUAUGCCAUGAAACUAGAGUACGAUGAAGAAUUGUUUGCUGUAGCUCUUUCAGCUCUCCACGUAUUUUCUGGACCCUGCCCUGGCAGGAGCAUCCUUAGCCAAGGGCUGAUAGAAGUUGGUGAAUAUCCCAGCUCCUCUGGUGCUACAUAACUCUGAGACACAUCCCUACUGUCCCCUAUGGAGUCAAGCUUCAUAUGCUUCCUGACACACCCUUUAUUCAUUCCCUUCUUUCCCUUUCUUACUUUCCCACUCUGUCCUCCCCACCCCAUGCACCUUGUAUUUUCUAGGAUCACCUCCCAAAUAAACUUACACUCAAAUCCUCAUCUCAGAGUCUGCUUCUAAGGAACAUAAACAAAGAUACUGACAAAAAGCAAACAAGUAUGAAUAAAACCUCCACAAAUUUUUGACUCAUAAUUAAUUCCUUUUGGAUACUUGUGCCUUAAGCUUAGGUGUUCCUGAACUCACCAUUUUUACAUAAAAAAAAUUCACAAGCCCCCAUCCAUACACUCAGUAGCUUCUGUUGAUUGAGUGCUUACUAUAUGCCAGGCACAAAACUAAGCACUUUAUGGGUGACCCACCGUUAAAAACUCUUGGAUAUCCCUGAUCUAGUUACAUGCCUGGUGAGAAGGAGAAUCAGGAGGGGGGCUAAAGGAAGUUCAUGUCUCUUUUGCACGUAGGAAACUAAGCCUCCUGGUGUGAAAUGGAAUUACAUUCUUUUUAAAGAAGUCCUUGCUCGUUUCUUUAUUAUCUUCUCUCCUCUUCCAGACACUGACACCCUUCAAGAAAACCAAAGUUGGCAAAUUCCCAUUAAUCGCAAUGACUUCAAAAUUUUUAAAAAUAGUGAGAGUCAACUGUGUGAAGUCCUUCAGAAUAAAUUUGACUGUAUUGCUACGCUGGUCCCUCCAGGCCAGGAGGGUCACAGUGACUCUCUGCAAGUCUUCAGAGGAAUGGUGACUCCUUGGCUAGAGGUAUCCGUCUGGAAGGAUGACCUCACCAGACAUGCUGUUGAUGUCCUGGUGAACGCAGCCAAUGAAGAACUUAUUCAUGGGGGAGGCCUGGCCCACGCCCUGGUGAAAGCUGGUGGCUUUGAAAUCCAAGAGGAGAGCAGGGCAUAUAUUUCUAAAUUUGGUAGAAUAUCAACUGGUGGGAUAGCUUUCACAAGAGCAGGGAGGCUUCCCUGCAAAUUAAUUAUCCAUGCUGUUGGACCUCGGUGGGAGGCAAGAGAGAAUUGUAGAUGUAUCUAUCAGCUGAAAAGUACCAUUACAAAUAUUCUGGACUAUGUCACCCAUUCCAGUCCAAACACUGAGACAGUAGCAAUUCCAGCCCUGAGCUCUGGGAUUUUCCAGUUCCCUGUGGAUUUGUGUACAAAGACCAUUGUGGAAACUAUCAGGUUUUAUUUCCAAGGAAAUCAACAGGCCAAGAAUUUGAAGGAAAUUCACCUGGUAAGCAAUGAGGACCAUACUGUUGCUGCCUUUAAAGUUGCUGCAGAAAUCUUCCUAGGGUGGAACAAGCUGGGAUCCUCAGUGACUCAAGAAACCACCCCUCCUAUCAAUACAAUGGUUGCGAACAACCUGACCCUCCAGGUUGUCCACGGCCACAUUGAACUGCAGAAGACAGAUGUAAUUGUUAAUUCUGUACAUCCAUGUGGUGGUCUUCGAGUUGGAACUGUGUCGAAAUCAAUUCUACAACAAGCAGGAGAUGAAAUAGAAUGGGAAUUCAGGGAAAAAAUGGCUAAGGUAUCUCAAGAUUCGCAGUUGAUCCUGGUCACAGAAGGAUUUAAAUUGCCCUGUGAAUAUGUAUUCCAUGUGUUGUGGCCUUCAGGAUAUCAUGAACUAAAUAUGAUACUGAAAAAUGCAAUGAAGAAGUGUUUGAAAAAAUGCCUGGAGCUAAAUAAAACUUCCAUUUCCUUUCCUGCCCUUGGGACUGAAAGCUUUGGUAAAUGGAAGAGUACAGCAGCAGAGAUUAUGUUUGAUGAAGUUUUAAUAUUUGCCAAGCACCAUUUGAAAAAACAAUUAACUGUAAAGUUUGUGAUCUUUCCAGAAGAACUGGACACAUUUAAGGCUUUCAAAGCUAAAAUGGCAAACUGUAUGUCCAAGCUGCAGGAUUUCAACAAUGACAGUGUCUUUUCAGUCCCCCAGUGGACCAGAGAGGAAGAAAGAGAAAAUGGGCUUAAAGUUCGAUCUCCUGCCAUUGGCCUGAUGGGAUUCAACCUAGAGAGCAUGCGUGAGGCCCAAGUAUGGAUCCAAAAGAUACUGACACUCCAGGACCAACACAUCAUUGAGAAUAAUCAUAUCCUUUACCUGGGGAAAAAGGAACAUGAUAUUUUGCUUCAGCUUCAGAGAACUUCAAGCGUCUCUAUCUCAGAGAUCAUCAGUCCAGAAAAGGCAAUGCUAGAGAUUAAAGGAGCCCAGGGUGACCUCGUUCAAGUGGUUUUGAAUAUCGAGCAUAUGCUGUGUAAAGUUCAAGAGGAACUGGCAAGAGAAAAGGAGCAAGCCCUUUGGAGCUUGUCAGGACAGUGGACUGCUCAGCAACCAAAAAUCCAGAAUGAAAUGAAAGAAAAUACAUUUCUGAAACGCCUAAUGCUUUCAGCUCAAGAAAUUCAGGAUCAGAAGAAACAGUUUGAAAGCUGUGGUUUACAGGUUAUAAAGGUGGAGAAGAUAGAUAAUGCAGUUCUCAUGGCUGCCUUCCAAGGAAAGAAAAUAACGAUGGAAGAGAGAAUUCCUAGGGAACCUGUGAGCCACAGGUUGUUUCAGCAAGUCCCAUGGCAGUUCUGCAAAGUGGUAUGCAGAGUUGGCUUUCAAAGAAUGUACUCGGGGCCCUGCGACCCGAAAUAUGGAGCUGGCAUAUACUUCACCAAGAACCUCAUAAACCUAGCAUGCCAGGUGAAGAAAACACCUGCCACAGACAAGCUGAUCUAUGUGUUUGAGGCCGAAGUCCUCACAGGCUCCUUCUGUCAGGGUCAUCACUUAAAUAUUGUUCCCCCACCACUGAGUCCUGGAGUCAUAGAGAGCCAUGACAGCGUGGUCGACAAUGUCUCCAGCCCUGAAACCUUUGUUAUUUUUAGUAGCUUGCAGGCUGCGCCCCUGUAUUUGUGGACUUGCGCCCAGGAUCAUGUACAGCCACAGAACUACUCAUCAGGACCAGUGAUGUCUCCAGAGCAGCGUUGGAGGAAAUUGCCAAGUGGCAGCCCUGUUGAAUAACCUCCACUUCAUUUUAACCCCUGGCAUGUCCUUACUUUGGAGGAACCAACCAAGUAAUGACCAUCAACGACUCAGAGUGGUUGAAUAUGUCGAGUGGACCAGCAACAUACUGGCAUCUUAGUUUCUUUGUCUUUAUCUCCUGGGGGUGAAUGAGUAGAUAGCAACUAAAGCACUUUCAGAACCAUCCUCUUUCCUUCAAGUUGUCCUUUCAUUUCCUUUCCUGUAGGUUACAGUGAAAACAUUUUACAUGUAAUGAAGAGGUUUUCUAGUGCAUAAUCCAAGCCUUUUAUUUUCUAAAACAGUGAUAGUGUAACAUAUUAGAACAGCAGGAUGAUGUUAGAGUUUCCAGAGAAUCUUAUGUAGUGCUUUAGAUAUCAAAAUAAAUCACAUUUGUCUGAGUAA
Molecule: messenger RNA, 4216 nt
Organism: Manis pentadactyla (Chinese pangolin)
Lineage: Eukaryota; Metazoa; Chordata; Mammalia; Pholidota; Manidae
Gene: PARP9
Product: poly(ADP-ribose) polymerase family member 9
Exons: 10
Coding region: 1562-3814 (750 amino acids)
Biological process (GO): negative regulation of gene expression; positive regulation of type II interferon-mediated signaling pathway
Cellular component (GO): nucleus; cytoplasm
Molecular function (GO): ubiquitin-like protein ligase binding; transcription corepressor activity; NAD+ poly-ADP-ribosyltransferase activity
Source: RefSeq, a predicted model, not a curated record